Cariama cristata (Red-legged seriema) is the source of this 806-nucleotide messenger RNA. Its product is annotated as alpha-mannosidase 2-like. Gene Ontology annotation, molecular function: alpha-mannosidase activity. The record is from RefSeq and is a predicted model, not a curated record. Gene Ontology annotation, biological process: N-glycan processing; protein deglycosylation; mannose metabolic process. Gene Ontology annotation, cellular component: Golgi membrane. The annotation marks the transcript as partial. The transcript is spliced from 5 exons. Lineage: Eukaryota; Metazoa; Chordata; Aves; Cariamiformes; Cariamidae.
AUGUUGGAUGUCUAUGACAUUCUUCCUUUCGAUAAUCCAGACGGUGGCGUGUGGAAACAAGGAUUCGAUAUCACGUACAAUGAAAAUGAAUGGGACAGUGAACCGCUUCAAGUUUUUGUCGUGCCUCACUCACAUAAUGACCCAGGUUGGCUGAAGACUUUUGAUGAUUACUUCAGAGAUCAGACACAGCAUAUAUUAAAUAAUAUGGUUAUAAAACUGCAGGAAGACAACCGAAGGAAAUUUAUAUGGUCUGAGAUUUCUUACUUUUCAAAAUGGUGGGAUGGAAUAGAUAGCCAGAAAAAGGAUGCCGUUAAAAGGUUAAUAAAAGGUGGACAAUUUGAAAUAGUAACAGGAGGAUGGGUCAUGCCUGAUGAAGCUUCUGCUCAUUAUUUUGCUUUAAUUGACCAACUGAUAGAAGGACAUCAAUGGCUAGAAAAGAACCUCGGAGUAAAACCAAAGUCUGGUUGGGCAGUUGAUCCUUUUGGGCAUUCACCAACAAUGGCCUACCUUCUGAAACGCACAGGAUUUUCCAGUAUGCUUAUACAGAGAGUUCAUUACUCAGUUAAAAAACAUUUUGCAACACAGAAGACCCUAGAAUUUUUUUGGAGGCAGAGCUGGGAUUUGGGAUCCAGUACAGAUAUCCUUUGUCAUAUGAUGCCUUUCUAUAGCUAUGAUAUUCCUCAUACUUGUGGUCCAGAUCCGAAAAUCUGCUGCCAGUUUGAUUUCAAACGUCUUCCUGGAGGAAGAGUAAGCUGUCCAUGGAGAGUUCCACCAGAAGCCAUUCAUCCUGGAAAUGUUCAGCACAG